AUGUAUUCAAAUGCAGGGGACACUUAUAAUAAUGGAGUUAUGCAACCGCAUGGAUUUAAACAAGAGAUCAGUCCCAUAUCACGAUCAGAAAGUUCAGAAUCAUUAAACAGUUUAACAUCUACGAGAAGCUCAUCAAGCAAUAGGCCAAAGACUUAUUUUUGUGAUUAUGAUGGCUGUGAUAAGGCAUUCACAAGACCAUCAAUUUUGACUGAACACCAAUUGAGCGUACACCAAGGUUUAAGAGCUUUUCAGUGCGAUAAGUGUCCUAAAUCCUUUGUUAAAAAGAGCCAUUUGGAGAGACAUUUGUAUUCACAUUCUGAUACGAAACCAUUUCAAUGCUCAUAUUGUGGAAAAGGAGUGACAACUCGUCAGCAAUUGAAGCGACACGAAGUAACACAUACAAAAUCAUUUAUCUGUCCAGAAGAAGGAUGUGACCUCCGAUUUUACAAGCAUCCACAAUUAAGGGCACAUAUUUUAUCAGUACAUCUACACAAACUAUCUUGUCCACAUUGUGAUAAGAGUUUCCAGAGACCGUAUAGACUAAGAAAUCAUAUUUCUAAGCACCAUGACCCUGAGGUUGAGAAUCCUUACCAGUGUACUUUUGCUGGCUGUUGUAAGGAGUUCCGUAUAUGGUCGCAGCUACAAUCGCAUAUCAAGAGUGACCAUCCCAAGUUGAAAUGUCCCGUUUGUAACAAGCCAUGUGUGGGGGAAAAUGGUUUACAGAUGCAUAUGAUUAUUCAUGAUGAUUCGUUAGUAACCAAGAACUGGAAAUGCCAUAUAUGCCCUGAUAUAUCUUUCUCUAGAAAGCAUGAUCUUCUCACACAUUAUGAGUCCAUUCAUACAGAAGAAGAUCUCCCAUUAGAAUUGAAGUAUAAAAUUUGCGAUAUUCAGAAAUUAGUUCAGAAUGAAGGGAUCCAACCGGGAAAUGACAAAAACGUCAAUGAAGAGGAUGGUGAAAAGAUUUCUAAUAGGUUGAGGAAAAGGAGAAAGCUUACCAAAAACAAUGGGUUGGAGCUUUUACAAAGUGAAGUUAACCUAGAAAAGCAACUUGAAUCCGGCGAAGAUGGGCUGAAUCUUUUAUUGAAUACUGUUGGGAGAAAACACCAAUGUUUUUAUAGUAAAUGUUAUAGAACUUUUAGGACAAAAGAAAAAUAUGACAAACAUAUAGACAAACAUAAAAUUCAUGAGCUAAAGUUGAAAAUAUUACAAGAAAAGGAAGGAAAUAUUGCGGGAGAGAGCCAGAAUGAAAAGGGUGGCCAAUGUAUCUCAGAAGAAAAUGCAGCAGCCAGUGCCAAAUAG
This is a messenger RNA of Saccharomyces mikatae IFO 1815, 1299 nucleotides long. It is a transcript of the gene PZF1, whose product is annotated as Pzf1p. The coding region runs from base 1 to 1299 and encodes 432 amino acids. The record is from RefSeq and is a predicted model, not a curated record. Gene Ontology annotation, biological process: regulation of transcription by RNA polymerase II. The transcript has a single exon. Lineage: Eukaryota; Fungi; Ascomycota; Saccharomycetes; Saccharomycetales; Saccharomycetaceae. Gene Ontology annotation, cellular component: nucleus.